AAAAUAGAAGCAUAGGUCAACUUGGUAAUACGAUAAAAACUCUUUGCAAGAGCCUCAUUGUUGCUGGUGGAUUGAGGAAGACGUCCAGGUUAACACUGUCCUAAAUAAGACUGUGUUGGCUAACAUGAAGAAAUCUAAGCAUGGACUAUUUGAUGCUGAUAAAACAGGCAAGAACGCUACAUGGGACAAAGAUGCAGGCACUCAGAUCAGAGAUGACAAGGAAAAGGAAAAAACACUAAGCAUUGGAUACUUUCAGUUGUUUCGAUUUGCCACCUGGAGAGACACACUGAUGAUGGUGGUGGGCAGCCUGUGUGCCCUGAUCCAUGGCUCGGCUUCACCUCUCAUGCUCCUGGUGUACGGCAUGAUGACCAACACUUUUGUGGCUUAUGAGCUGGAGGUUCAAGAGCUCAAAGACCCAAACAAGGAGUGUUUAAAUAACACCAUUCAUUGGACCAAUGGCUCCAUAUAUGAAACAACUGAUAAUACCACGGUUUCUUGUGGGGUGGAUAUCGAAGCGCAGAUGACCAUGUUUGCAUAUUAUUACAUUGGCAUCGGGUUAGGUGUUCUGAUUGUUAGUUAUUUUCAGAUUGUCUUCUGGGUGUCAGCAGCUGCAAGACAAACUCAGAAAAUCAGAAAAAUGUAUUUCAGGAAAGUUAUGCAAAUGGAAAUUGGAUGGUUUGACUGCAACUCUGUUGGGGAACUGAACACAAGGAUUUCUGAUGAUAUCAACAAGAUCAACAAUGCUAUUGCUGAUCAGGUGUCCAUUUUCAUAGAAAGGAUCUCAACGUUUGUGUUUGGCUUCAUGGUUGGAUUCAUUGGCGGGUGGAAGCUGACUGUGGUUGUCAUAGCAGUCAGCCCUCUGAUUGGCAUAGCUGCUGGAUUAAUGGCCAUGGCUGUGGCCAGACUAACCGGAAGAGAGCUGACAGCCUACGCAAAGGCAGGAGCAGUGGCAGAUGAGGUCCUAUCAUCCAUCAGGACAGUUGCAGCUUUUGGAGGGGAGGAAAGGGAAGCUGAAAGGUAUGACAGAAACCUCAUUGAAGCUCAGAACUGGGGUGUAAAAAAAGGCUCAAUUAUAGGAGUGUUUCAAGGAUACUUGUGGUGCAUCAUCUUUCUAUGUUAUGCCUUGGCCUUUUGGUACGGAUCUAAACUUGUCAUUGACACCAAGGAACUGACUCCAGGGAGCCUAAUUCAGGUUUUCUUUGGAGUGCUGAUGGCAGCUAUGAACCUUGGACAGGCCUCACCAUGUCUGGAGGCUUUUGCUUCUGGUCGGGCAGCAGCAAAAACAAUUUUUGAAACAAUUGAUCGGGAACCAGAAAUUAAUUGUUUCUCAGAUGUUGGUCAUAAAUUAGACAAAGUCAAGGGAGACCUGGAGUUCCACAACAUCACCUUCUUUUACCCAUCUCGACCUGACGUUAAGAUUUUAGAUAACCUGAAUAUGCAGAUCAAAGCAGGAGAAACAACUGCUUUUGUUGGACCAAGUGGAUCUGGAAAAAGCACCACAAUUCAACUCAUUCAAAGAUUUUAUGAUCCAGAGGAAGGAACGGUGUCUUUGGAUGGCCAUGAUAUUCGCACAUUGAACAUUCAGUGGCUUCGUUCUCUCAUUGGUAUUGUGGAGCAGGAACCAGUGCUGUUUGCCACAACUAUUGCUGAAAAUAUACGGUAUGGCCGACCUGGAGUAACCACGGAAGAAAUCAUCCAAGCAGCAAAAGAGGCCAAUGCUUAUAACUUUAUCAUGGCUCUCCCACAGAGGUUUGACACUCUAGUGGGUGAAGGUGGAGGCCAGAUGAGUGGAGGACAGAAGCAGAGGAUUGCAAUAGCUCGAGCUCUCAUCAGAAACCCUAAGAUCCUGCUGCUGGACAUGGCCACAUCAGCCCUAGAUAAUGAGAGUGAAGCUGUAGUACAAGAAGCUCUGGAUAAUGUACGUGCAGGAAGGACAACCAUCUCCAUAGCCCACCGUCUCUCCACAAUCAGAAAUGCAGAUGUGAUUGUCGGAUUUGAACAUGGACGUGCUGUGGAGAGAGGAACGCACAGCGAGUUACUAGAAAAGCAAGGUGUCUACUUCACUCUUGUGACCCUGCAGAACCAAGGUUCAUCCAACACACCAAAUGAAGUCAUCACUGAGCCACAAGAGGAUGAUUUGGAUCUAAAAGUGGAGUGUUUUAGACAUGCAAGUUGUAAAUCUACCAAAAGGAGCUCUGUACGUCUGCGAUCUCGAAGCUAAUUGUCAAUUGACUUUGUCCCAGAUGCAUUGUCCGGAAGUUUCAUGAUCCCUUCGGAUCUCCAGAUAACACCUGAAGAUGUGAGAGAGGAAGGCCCUGAAAAGAAUGAAGAGUCAGCUCCAGUUGCACGCAUCCUGAAGUACAACCGACCUGAGUGGCCAUACAUGCUGUUGGGAUCACUGGGAGCUGCAGUCAACGGCUCGGUCAAUCCCAUCUAUGCAGUCCUGUUCAGCCAGAUUCUUGGGACUUUUGCCGUUCAGGAUUUAAAUCAGCAGCAGGAAGAGAUCAACGGGAUCUGCAUUCUGUUUUGCAUUGUGGCUGUGAUCAGUUUCUUUUCACAGUUUCUCCAGGGUUAUGCUUUUGCUAAGUCUGGAGAGCUGCUGACCCGCCGUCUGAGAAAAGUGGGCUUCCAGGCCAUGCUCAGACAGGAAAUUGGCUGGUUUGAUGAUCCCAGGAACAGUCCUGGGGCUUUGACAACCAGACUGGCCACAGAUGCAUCCAUGGUGCAAGGGGCAACAGGUUCCCAGAUUGGCAUAAUUGUGAACUCACUGACCAACAUUGGAGCCUCGUUCAUCAUUGCCUUCUACUUCAGUUGGAAGUUAACAUUAGUUAUCAUAUGCUUCCUGCCUCUUAUUGGGCUGUCUGGUGCGUUCCAAGCCAAAAUGCUGACAGGAUUUGCAAACGAAGAUAAAAAAUCUAUGGAAGCAGCAGGUCAGGUAUCCAGUGAGGCUCUUGGCAACAUCAGAACCAUUGCAGGUUUAGGCAAAGAGCGCUCAUUUGUGGAAUCGUAUGAGCAAAAACUGGAGCUGCCUUUUAAAUCUGCCAAGAAGAGAGCCAACAUCUAUGGCCUAUGUUUCGGUUUUGCACAGUGUGUAAUCUUCAUGGCAUAUGCUGCUUCUUUUAGAUAUGGAGGUUACCUGGUCAGAGUUGAAGGGUUACCCUACAUGCUGGUGUUUAGAGUGAUUUCAGCCAUUGUGAUCAGCGGAACGGCACUGGGCAGAGCUUCCUCCUUCACUCCAGAUUACGCCAAAGCCAAAAUUGCUGCUGCUCAAUUCUUUCAACUGUUGGACAGAGUUCCUAAAAUCAGCAUCAACCAGACAGAUGGACAGAAAUGGGAGAUAUUCAAAGGAGAAAUUGAGUUUCAUAAUUGCAAGUUUACAUAUCCGACAAGACCAGACAUUCAAGUGCUGAGUGGCCUGGUUGUUUCGGUGAAGCCGGGACAGACUUUGGCUUUUGUUGGGAGCAGUGGCUGUGGUAAAAGCACCAGCGUCCAGUUACUGGAAAGGUUUUACGACCCAGAUGAGGGACAAGUGUUAAUUGAUGGUCAUCCAUCCCAUACCAUCAAUGUUCCCUUCCUGAGGUCUCAGAUUGGCAUAGUGUCACAGGAACCAGUUUUAUUUGACUGCAGCAUAGCAGAGAACAUCCGAUAUGGUGACAACACUCGCACUGUUGCCAUGGAGGAGGUUGUGGAGGCUGCCAAGAAGGCCCAUCUUCAUAACUUUGUGAUGGGUCUACCACAUAAAUAUGAGACUCAGGUUGGUGCCCAGGGCUCUCAGCUAUCAAGGGGACAGAAGCAACGCAUUGCUAUUGCUAGAGCGAUUAUCCGAAACCCCAAGAUCCUGUUGCUAGAUGAGGCGACUUCUGCUCUGGACACAGAGAGUGAACAGACUGUUCAGUCUGCAUUGGAUGAAGCAAGAAAAGGACGGACCUGCAUUGUCAUUGCUCACCGGCUCUCCACCAUCCAGAAUGCAGACAUUAUAGCAGUAAUGUCCCAAGGAGUAGUCAUCGAACAAGGCACACAUGAUAAACUCAUGGCUAAGAAGGGAGCAUAUUACAAACUGGUCACAACAGGAGCUCCGAUCAGCUAAUCACUUGGAGCAACAAACAGUAUUGAGAAUCUUUGAUAAACUAAAUCAGUAUAUCACUAUGAAUUCAAUGAUGCUGUGGUGAGUGCAUGUUUUAAAUUAGAAGGUAAUUUCUAAACUAGAGAAAACAAAACAUUAGAUUUUGAACUUUGAAAAUCUCCAAACCACAUAAUAUUACAAAAUUUGAAGAUGUGCCUUUUUAAAAUAUUUUUUCCUUCUCUUUUCUUUUUUAUUAUUUUAAUUCCUACAUGCCUUUCAGUACAUAUUGACCAAAUCAUCUUUUGGUUGUAGUGCCUAUACAUCAAUAUUUACAUUAUUAUCAUCAGUACUAUUUUAACUUUCAUCAUAGUUAAGCUGUGACCACAGCUAGCCUCAUCUUUGUGACUGUUUUUGGGACCCAUGCCAGCCUGGAUUCUCUUAGACAACUUUAAUUAGCACAGAGUUACAAAUCACAUCAAAUCAUUGCUAUGAAGCUCAAAAUUGAGUUGUUUCUACUGAUCAUUCUUGAGAUGUUUCUACAACUGAAAUGGAGUUCACCUCUGGUAAAUUAGACUUGAUUUGAAAAGGGACACAUCUGUUUAUAUAAGGUCCCACAGUUGACAGUACAUGUCACAAGCAUAAAAUCACAGGAGUUGUCUGUUGUCCUCCAAGACGUUAUUGUCUUGAGGCUCAACUAUCUGCUGUUUUGAAGGUUUGAAUGAUCAGUGGCCUCUACUUAAUUUGUCCAGAACACUGACACAAAUAUGAUAUACCACCUGCCAUAAACAUGAAGGAGUCUGCAUUAAUGUGUAUAGCUGUUGUCAUGAAGUGUCAGUUGCUAAAUAAUGACACUUUUAAUGCAAAGUUAACAUUUAAUGAACUUUUGAUGCAAGUUUUAAAUCAAACUUGCUUUCAAAGUGUUGUUAUUUACCAAAUGACACUUCUUGACAACAGUCAUAAACAUUCAUAAAGAUUCCAGGAGUUAUGUCAUGUUUAUGACACUGCCUUUGAAGUUUUAUUCACACCCCUUCAAAUAAAGUGUUAGCAAAGCCGUUCCUUAACAAGAGCUUCAUGGCGUCUUGUCAGGAGUUUGCCCAAAAAAAAUAAUGUGAAAGACUUUCUGACCAUGAGUAACAAAAUUCUCUGGUCUCAUGACCCAAAAGUUGAACUCUUUGCGGUGAAAGUUAGGCUCACCUUUUCACCAGGCCAAUAUCAUACCUACAGUAAAGCAUAAUGGUGACAGCAUCAUGCUAUGGGGAUGUUUUGCUGCAGCAGAAACUGGCAAACUAGUCAGGGUAGAGAGUAGAUGAAUGCAGAAAUGUACACUACAAUGACAUCCUGGGCCCAGAAACCUGAAGUUUUUUUAAGCUUUAGCAAAGAGCCUUCUCUCUCAAAGUAGUUACAUCAUUCAGCAGUGGGCCUCAGGUGCAGCCGAUGCUAAGCAACCAGAGACUGUGAGAAAAGACGAAAUGGGUCUCUACGCAGGAAUUUAAUUAUCCAUUUAAUCUGGUUACAUCAGAGACUCUGUUCUGCAUCAUCACUUUUAAAUUGAUUAAUAUCUGAAUUUUCCCGGAGAAACUGCUAAGAGACACACAAGAGAUUAUGAAAUGCACCCUGAGCAGGAUGCACACAUUGACAACGCAAACAGAGAGAAUUAUGUGUGUGAUUCUGUUAAUUUAACAGUCAAGGACUUAAAGAUGCAUGAAUGUUUGUUCAUAUGUUCCAAAGAGAAACUUUAUAGUGUAUUCAUGUUUUAAUAUUGUAUUUGAAUUUUUAUAACCCACAUAACAAAAUAUUAUGCUAGUUAUCUCCAAUCUGCAUCUUUUGUAAGAAGUGUUCACAAGAAAUUUUGAUUGAUGCAGAGAAGGUUUUUCUUUUCAAAGUUAGAAAGUUGUUUUUCAACAAUUAACCAAUUAUUUAUUUGAUUCAUUUUGUGAGUUAAACACAGAUAUUUAUAAAUUGACAAACUCCUUCUAAAGUGAUUAAAUCAUCAUGGUGUAGGGUUGUACAUAAAUCAUUUUAAUUAUUGUAAGUUAGAUUAGCCUUCCUUUCAAAAUACUGUAGAUAUAAUACCAAGAACAUAAACUUGAGAAAUAUUCUCAUUAUGACUGGGAUCAAAUGAUACAAAUGUAUUAUUUAAACUAAAAAAAAUAUAUUUUUUUCCCCACAUGAAUUGCAGUUUAGUGCUUCUGUGUGUGCAAUAACAGUCAAUCUUCAUUUUCUACAAAUUAUAACAAAAUGUAUUGAAAAC
Poeciliopsis prolifica (blackstripe livebearer) is the source of this 6314-nucleotide messenger RNA. It is a transcript of the gene abcb11a, whose product is annotated as ATP-binding cassette, sub-family B (MDR/TAP), member 11a. The transcript is spliced from 28 exons. The record is from RefSeq and is a predicted model, not a curated record. Gene Ontology annotation, biological process: transmembrane transport. Lineage: Eukaryota; Metazoa; Chordata; Actinopteri; Cyprinodontiformes; Poeciliidae. Gene Ontology annotation, cellular component: membrane. Gene Ontology annotation, molecular function: ATP binding; ABC-type transporter activity; ATP hydrolysis activity.